This is a messenger RNA of Puntigrus tetrazona (Sumatra barb), 2762 nucleotides long. Its product is annotated as cysteine-rich motor neuron 1 protein-like. The record is from RefSeq and is a predicted model, not a curated record. NCBI's taxonomy places the organism in Eukaryota, Metazoa, Chordata, Actinopteri, Cypriniformes, Cyprinidae. Gene Ontology annotation, molecular function: protein binding. Gene Ontology annotation, cellular component: extracellular region.
UGGCGGUCUCACCGAUAUCGUGCGUAAACACUCCUGCUGUGUAAAUAAAACAUAGUUUGGAUGUUAGGAAACAAUGUACGGGCAAAGCAAGACACAACAAUCCUUUUUUUUGAACAAAAUCGUCCCGAAGGUGCGCGGCCACGCAAACUCGAGAUUCUUUCAAAGUUAUGCGGGCCCCACAUUCCACACGUGCACCUUCACCAGCGGGAACUAUAUCUCAGGCUCCCUGCGUUUGAGCGUGUCGUGUUACCAGCAUUUCCUGUGUCUCAUAUCUGGAACGAACGAACUCUCCAAUGGAGCAAAGUAAUGCGAGAUGGGAGUGGUUCCGUUAUGAGGUCACGGCGAGGGACUGAGCUGAACGCUCGGCAGCGAGCGCGAGCGCUAGACAUGAGACGGACGCGGUAGCUGGAAACGUUUAUUCGCACGGCUGAAUGAAUCUCUGCUGGCAGCAACAGAAAAGAAUCAAAUAGCAGGACCGCGUUCGCUUCGACGGGGAACUGCUGAAAAACAUCGCGCGUUGGCGUUAGAGACGCAGGACAGGCUCGCGCACGAAAGACUCCCAAGGAAGAGGCGCGUGAGGAAAGUUUUCCUACGCGAAAACAAACUGGACGGAACAGCGCAGAAAUCGUGACGCACGAGCCAUGCACUGGUUGUACAGCGUGGGAUAGUUCUUCUGGUGCCGUUCGCUUGAAGGGGAUGCCUUUUCGGUGGCUUUCUUCAACAAAAGUUUGACGCCAGGAACGCCGUAUCGUUCUGUUCGACAAGAAAACGCUUCUUUCCGAACGGAACAUUUCUCGCUCGUCAAGAGUCGUUAUUCGUUGCUUUGGCCGGAGGAUCCGUUCCGCCGUCGUGUAGUUUUUUUGGGGGACAGGGGUGGGUUGGAUAUCUAUAUUUUUCACUUUUCCUUCACGGCCUCCUCCAGGAUGUAUCUUCUUAUGAAAUGCAUGCUGAUUUUCCAACUUGUGGUGUUGAUCGCGAAGAACGGUCGGGCGCUCAUUUGUUUGCCCUGUGAUAAAUCCAAAUGCGAGGAGCCCAAGCACUGCACGGGCUCCGUGGUGUUGGGGAUCUGCGGCUGCUGCUCGGUUUGUGCCAAGCAGAAGAACGAGAGCUGCGGAGGCGUUUACGGUCUGUACGGGACCUGCGACCGCGGACUCCGGUGCGUGAUCAGACCCCCGUUAAACGGCGGUUCCAUCACGCAGUACGAGGUUGGAGUUUGUGAAGAUGAAAACUGGGAUGACGACCAGCUCUUGGGCUUUGAGCCAUGCAAUGAAAACCUGGUUACGGGCUGUAACAUCAUUGAUGGGAAGUGUGAAUGUGACAGUGUACGAACAUGCAACAACCCAUUUGAGUUUGGUAGCCAGGAAGCCUGUCAGACAGCCCUGCAGAAGAUUGAAGAGGAAAGGCCAGACUGUUCCAAGGCGAGAUGUGAGGUGCAGUUUUCUCCACGCUGCCCAGAAGACUCUAUAUUGAUCGAGGGCUAUGCUCCACCAGGUGAAUGUUGCCCCCUGCCCAGCCGCUGCGUGUGUAGCCCAGCUGGGUGUCUGAGGAAAGUUUGCCAGCCCGGGCACCUCAACAUCCUGGUUUCCAAGAGCUCAGGCAAACCUGGCGAGUGUUGUGACCUCUACGAAUGCAAACCAGUGUUCAGUGUAGACUGCAGCACAGUAGAGUGUCCACCGGUGAAGCCUGUCCAGUGUCCGGCAGACAGCUAUGAGACUCAGGUCAGACUGACAGCAGAUGGCUGCUGCACCCUUCCUACCAGAUGCGAGUGUUUGCCUGGCCUCUGCACCUUCCCACAGUGCUCAGCGGGGACUUCCCCACAGGUCGUGUCCCGUGGCGAUGGAACACCUGGGAGGUGCUGCGAUGUGUUCGAGUGUGUCAACGAGACAAAGCCGGCCUGCACUUUCAACGGAGUGGAGUACCAUGACGGGGACAUGUUCAGGAUGGACGCCUGCCGCUUCUGCCGUUGUCAGGGUGGGGUGUCCGUGUGCUUCACCGCCCAGUGCGGCGUCCUCCACUGCGAGCGCUACUACGUCCCUGACGGAGAGUGUUGUCCUGUCUGCGAAGACCCCAUCUACCCAGUGCUCAAUUUAGCCGGCUGCUAUGUGAAUGGGCAGAUCCUGGCUCACGGAGACCACUGGCGUGAGGACGACUGUACCUUCUGCCAGUGUGUGAGUGGAGAGGCCCGCUGUGUAGCAGCUGCCUGCUGCCACAGCUGUCUCAAUCCUGUCACUGUGCCCGGAGAGUGCUGUCCUGUGUGUGAGGUACUAAGCAGUACAGAGUCAACAGCGCUAACCGAGUGUCCCAUUCCUCAUUUACAGUUUCAGAUAGGUGUUCACAGCGUGUACUUUGACAGAUCUGAGGACAGCCCCACAGGAGACUUCUACCUGAUAGUCAAAGCGAGCCCCACCUACAUCACAAUGGCGCCCCCCUGCCUGCGGCUCUCUGGACAACUGCACGCUGGGAGGGCAGAGCUGCCCGUUCGGCUUCCGGCUGGACUCCAGCGGCUGCAGGACGUGCAGCUGCAAGACGUAAGAGAGCUGAGACGUCACUGGAGAAGUAGCUUCAUCUUCCUCAGGGCCAUACCGCGCGGCUCUGCGAAUAAACACUGCUGCUCCACAUCUGCAAAACAAAAACUGCUCCAAUUACGCAGGCGACUUUCUGAGCCACCCAGGCCAAACUUUGUGGAGCUGUGCAGUCGGCAGGUUAAAGAGACAUCUGUGACGAAUGGAGACGAGAAAGAGAAGGAAAGCGACGACUACUGA